This is a messenger RNA of Vigna angularis (adzuki bean), 4005 nucleotides long. RefSeq names its product protein SMAX1-LIKE 6. The record is from RefSeq and is a predicted model, not a curated record. Gene Ontology annotation, molecular function: ATP hydrolysis activity; ATP binding. NCBI's taxonomy places the organism in Eukaryota, Viridiplantae, Streptophyta, Magnoliopsida, Fabales, Fabaceae. The coding region runs from base 506 to 3793 and encodes 1095 amino acids. The transcript is spliced from 3 exons.
AAAAAAAAAGAGAGGAAAAACCAAAAGAAGGGAUGGUCCAUGUAAAUGGAAACAGGGAAGUUAUGUACACCUUUCACUUAUGGCCAAAGAGAGGUGGAGAAAGAGAAAGAGAAGAGAAUCUAUACCCAACAUAUGUUCCUUCCUUUCCUUUCUUCCUUCAUUUCAUCAAUGAAUCAAUGGCCAAAGACAUGGGUCCCACCCAACAAAACAAUCCUCUCCACCAUAAUAUCACCUUCACCACACAACCAACAACAAAAACAACUAAACUAAAUCAUCCUCUCAAAUUAUCAUUCCAUCACCUUCUUCAUCUUCUUCUCACUCUUCCCAAUCCCAACAAGCUUUCCACUUCUUUUUUUUUCCAUCAUCAUCUCUUUCUCUGCUAAACCCCACUUGCUUCUCAUAUAAGCCUAUACAUUUUUCUUAAUUAAUUUAUUACUUACUUCAUCAUAUACCACACUCCAUUUCUUUCUAUUUAUUAUUGUUAUAAUAUAUAUGCUUGCCGGCGAUGCCGACGCCGGUCAGCAUAGCAAGGCAAUGCUUGACGGACGAGGCGGCGCGUGCGCUAGAUGAGGCGGUGGCCGUGGCGCGGCGCCGCUGCCACGCGCAGACGACGUCGCUCCACGCCGUCUCGGCUCUGCUUGCCAUGCCAACCUCCGCCCUGCGCGAGGCCUGCGGCCGCGCGCGCUCGGGCGCUGGCGCCGCCAGGUUCUCCGGCGGGUACUCGCCGCGGCUGCAGUUCCGGGCGCUGGAGCUCUCCGUGGGCGUGUCGCUGGACCGGCUUCCGUCGUCAAAGGGGGGUGGCGGCGGGGGCGGUGAGGAGGAACCGCCGGUGUCGAACUCGCUCAUGGCGGCCAUCAAGCGGUCGCAGGCGAACCAGCGGCGGCAGCCGGAGAGCUUCCACGCGUUCCAGCAGAGCCAGCACGGGGGAACGGCGUCGUUUCUGAAAGUGGAGCUGAAGCACUUCGUUUUGUCAAUCCUCGAUGAUCCAAUCGUGAGUCGGGUUUUUGCGGAAGCAGGGUUUCGAAGCUGUGACAUCAAACUCGCGCUGCUUCAACCGCCGCUUCCUCCGGUCCAGCACCGGUUCGCCCGGGCCCCUCCAGUUUUUCUCUGCAACCUCGAACCGGACCGUCCCGACGAAAAUAUUCGCAGGAUCGCGGAGGUUCUGUCUAGAAAGAGCAAGCGAAACCCUUUAUUGAUGGGUGUUUAUGCAAAGAGUGCUCUGAGAGGUUUUGUUGAGAUGGUUCAGAAGGGUCGAGGGGGUUCUGUUUUGAGUUCGGAGUUGAGGGUGGUUUGUUUGGAGAGGGAGAUUGGGGAAUUUGUGAAAAGGGGUGGGAGUGGUGAAGAGGUGGUGGGUGUGAAGUUGAAGGACUUGGAGCAGCAAUGCGAGGGCUGUUCUGGUUCUAUGGUUGUUAGUUUCGGUGAGGUUGAGGUUUUUGUAGGGGAGGAUGCGGAUGUUGAUGCUGUUAGGUUUGUUGUUUCGGGGCUAACGAGGUUGUCAAAGAUUGGUGGCGGAAAGGUUUCUUUGCUGGGUGUGGCGGAAACCUCUCACGCUUAUUCGAAGUUCUUGGGUCUGUUUCCUAAUGUGGAAAACGAGUGGGAUCUUCAUUUGCUCACUGUCACUUCUGCCACACCUUCUAUGGAAGGACUCUACUCUAAGUCCAGCUUGAUGGGGUCCUUUGUUCCAUUUGGUGGGUUCUUUUCUACACCUGAAAUCAGAAGUCCCCUGAACUCCACAAAUGGAUCUUUUACCCGUUGUGACAAAUGCAAUGAAAAAUGUGAACAAGAAGUUGCUGAUGUUCUGAAGGUAGGUCCUUCGUCUAGUAACUCAACAAGCUCACCCUGGUUACAAAAGAUUGUUAAUGUGGACAACCAUAGAGGGUUGGAUGUGGCAAAGUUAUGGCUGCAUAUAUUUAAGAAUGGGCUCCAUUAUCCAGUGCAGACCAGUGGAGAAAAUACAAGUUUGAAUGAUAAGAUGUUGGGAUUUCAAAACAAAUGGAAUGAUAUUUGUCAGCGUCUUCAUCACAAAGGCUCACUGCCUCACUUUGAUAUUUCUCAGACAAGGCCUCAAGCUCCAAUACUUGAGACUUUACGGUUUGGUCCAGGUUUUAAGGAAAGCAGCAGUAAAGAUCCAUCACGCACUGAAUUCCCAUAUUCUACUACUCAAAUGUCUUACAUGCCCAAAGGGUUGCAUAUUACUUUUCCAUUACCUUCUGAUACAGUCAGUGUUCAUACUGUAACUGGUAGUGAUUCAAAAGUCUCAGAGGCACUGCAAAUUGAUGCCAAGACCCCUAGGGUUGUCCCUUCGAGUGUGCUUGACCACAGAUCAUCUUUAUCCCAUACACCUGUGACCACAGAUUUAGGAUUGGGAACGUUAUAUACAUCAACAUCUCAGAAUCCAGAUACCCCAAAACUACAAGAUCAGAGAAAGCAUGUUCAGCAAUUGUCAGACUCUAUUUCAACUGAUUGUGAUGCUAUUAAUGAAACUACCUCACACCAAAUUCCUAGAUCUUCUUGGUCUGGUUCAAAUUUUGAUGGGAAAUUUGAUUUAGCAGAUUUCAAGUCUCUUAAUCGAGUUCUUGCUGAAUCGGUUGGCUGGCAGGAUGAAGCCAUCCGUGCUAUCAGUCAAACUUUGUCCCUUGGUAAAUUUGGUUCAGGAAAGAGUAGAGGUUCACAAGGUAGAGCAGACACAUGGUUGGCUUUCCUUGGACCAGAUAGACUUGGCAAACGAAAAAUUGCUUCAGUUCUUGCAGAGACUAUUUUUGGAAACUCUGAAAGCCUAAUCUCUGUGGAUCUGGGCUUCCAGGAUAGCUUUUCCCCAUUGAACUCUGUUUUUGAAUGCCAAAAAUCACGUUGUUAUGAUGUGCUCAGGAGGAAGACAAUUGUGGACUAUAUUGCUGGAGAGUUGAGUAAAAAACCCCAUUCCGUUGUCUUUCUUGAAAACGUAGAUAAAGCUGAUUUUCUGGUGCAGACUAGUUUGUUGCAGGCAGUAAGAGCUGGCAAAUUUCCAGAUUCUCAUGGAAGGGCAAUUAGCAUCAAUAACACAAUCUUUCUUGUAGCCUCAACUAAAGAUAGUAGUUCUUUGGUUUCAGAUGAGUCUAAGAUGUUUUCAGAGGAAAGAAUCCUUGAAGCCAAAAGAUGUCAAAUGCAAUUACUACUAGGACAUGCUUCCGAGGAUGCCAAAACAAUUGGUAGAACAAAUGUCAAGGUUGUAGCAAGUAAAGGUUUUUCCAAAUCAUCAUCUCUGAACAAAAGAAAGCAGACUGAUACUAGUGACUCCAAGAAGGGAACAGCAAGCAAGAUGCAGAGACAGGACAGUGAGUCAUCUCGAUCCUAUCUGGAUCUAAACAUGCCUGUAGAGGAGAGUGAUGAGGGUGUGAAUGACAAUGACCAAGAAAGUGAAUCCAUAACAGAAAACACAGACACCUGGUUAAGUGACUUCUUUGAUCAAAUUGAUGAGAAAGUGGUGUUUAAGCCAUUCAACUUUGAUGAGCUUGCUGAGCAAGUGUUGAAAAACAUUGGCCUACUAUUUCAAAGGACAUUCGGAUCAGAGCUUCGGUUGGAAAUUGAUUAUGAGGUAAUGACACACAUACUUGCAGCUGCUUGGUUAUCAGACAAAAAAAAUGCAGUGGAGAAUUGGGUUGAACAUGUUCUUGGCAGAUGCUUUGUGGAAGCACAGAAGAAAUACCAUCAUCCUGUGUCUCAAUAUGUUGUGAGACUGGUUAACUGUGAAUCCAAUUUUGUGGAAGAGCAAGCUCCUGGUGUAUGCCUUCCAGCUAGAAUUAACCUGGACUAAAUUUUUGCUCACUUUGUAUUACUGUAAUCAGUUGUAAAAUGUAGCUGUUAGGAUAUAUAGUAUUUGGUAGAUGGUAGCCAGCGUUCAACUAAUUGAUCUCACAAUUUUUGUCUUCUCAAUCAUUGUGCUGUAAUUUCUAUGGUAAAUGUAUGUGUAAUUUUCUAUAGUGUACCUACUUAAAGUCCAAUAAUAUUAGUUUGCAAAUUGUUCCA